UGACACGUCGGCUUCUGGAGCCGGAUAUUCCAAGAUGGCGGCGGCUGCGGCUGAGGCGGCCUUCGCGGCCGGGGAGAGAGGCUCGGGGCCCGGCUGGAGGAGCUGAGGCGGAGCUGAGGCGGAUCGGGACGAGGCUGGAGAGUCCUUGAAGGAACACUGGUCCCACUCCCUUGGGUUAGCAUCCUGCAAGUGGCGCCCAGUUUGGCCCAGACAUUUGCGAUGCAGCCCCCGCCACAGACAGUGCCCCCAGGGGCUGGCGGGCCACCACCUCUUGCAGCAGCGCAGAACAUGUAUUGGCGCAACAGCGGCCCCUUGGGUCGGCGGGCCAAUGCUCCCACCACAGCAGCGGCCAGCCCCAUGCGGCCCGUGACGGACCCCUUUGCUUUUGGCGCCAUGCAGACGCUGCGAGGCAACCCCCCGCUCGGCAACACAGCCAAAGGCGACCCACCAGCUAUGCAAAGCUUUCCCCCGGCGGCGUUCCCUCCUCCCCCUGCGGUGACCCAUCCACCUCAUCUACCUGCGGGAGACAACUCCCAUGGGCUGAACCUGCCUUUAGCAGCUUCCGUCUCUCAAUCUGGUGCCCAUGGUACGUUUUCAAGCCAGUCAACCUCCUCAUUGUAUUCGGAGCGUGUGACAAACAGUGCCGACAUGCACCCCAACGUUGAGCGCAGCACACGGAACCCCAUGGAUCCCAUGAGUUUCCCUUUAGAGAAUUCCUUACGUGGACAACAAGGUUCCCUUCCACCCAGCGGGCAAGAAACGAGUAGGAACCCAAACAUCCCAACUUCGGUACCAUCAUCCACAUCUUUCUUACCCUCUGCUCAGCAAACAGUGCCUCAGUGGAUGGCUCCCCAAGGUAGCUUUCAGCCCCAAGGUGGUCCUCCUUACUCGGUAUACCCAGAGCCGCCUUCCCAGAAUGCUUUUUAUGCUGUUACUCAGUCUCCCCUUGGGGUUUCCCAGCCCCAUCAGAGCACCCCGCAGCAACCUCCUGCUGCUCAAAACGCUGUCCAAGCACCGUUGAUGUUUGGCGAUGCUCCCAGUGCAAAUGCUCCCCACAACUCCGCCUGGCAGAACGCAGGAGGAGCCAGCAAUUGGUCGGCGCAGAUUCCUCAAGAACACUUUUAUCUGCAGCCCCUCAACACUGCCAGCACCCCGCCUGUCCAUCAGGCCACUCAGGAAAAUGGCAGGUCAGCCCAAACUCAAGGUGCCGCAGAAGGAGUGACCAAGAGAGACUCGGGGACAAUUUCCAUGUUUUUCAAAGGCGAUGAGGCAGAGAACGAGGAAAUACUAUCAUUGGAAAGGAACAAUGAGGCUGGUAAAGCUGACGUCGACGCUUUCCAGCAAACCAUGGGGCACACGUAUUACCAGCCGCUCCAUCCUGUUCACCAGGUCCCAGUCCCUCCUUUUUCUAAUGCAGUUCCGCCACCUGAGGCGCUACAUACAGAAACAGAUGUCCAGAAUUCCUUCAGGACCUCAAAUGACGCCCCGGCCUUUGAAAACGUGGCAGACAAAGCUGAUCCUGUGGACACCAGAGGUCAUGUUGGCUCGCACUAUGAAAAUGUCGAAAACCAGGAGUGCAUUCAGAACCAAGAGGUUUUGCCUAGCGAGCCGCUGACCCAGAGCUGCACGUCUCCAGGUGUGGAUCCGAACAGAUACGCCUCGCUUGUGGGACCGUCGCUUCCGAAGAACGCCACUGUAAGCCACUUGGAAGGAGGACCGAACCUGGAAGCUCCCGAUGUGUUACUCCGCCCCGGGCGUCCCGACAGCGUCUCUUCCAACUACAGCAACUUGAGCCACCGGAGCGUUUCCAACACGUUGCGACCCCAAGAGCUGGCCACGUUCAUUCAACAAGAGAGUGGGAAGCCGGAAGAAGAGGCCUCCCGGGGUUUCUUCAAGCAGAUCGACUCCUCGCCUUUGGGAGGAGAGGCCAGCGAAGCCAGUCCCAGCAAAAAUUAUUAUGGCGGUCUCUCUCUGGCCCCGACGCCCAGCCCUCCCAAACCCACAGGAGUGUUCCAAAUGAGCGCCAACAGUUCAUUCGAGCCGGUCCGGUCCCACGCAUCUGGUAUCAAACCUUUGGAAGCUGACCAAGCCAAGAUGCCCGCUGAGCGGAAUUGUCCAAACCAAGCGGGUACCAAAAAGAGCCCGGCCACACCUGUCGCCUCGCCAGGUAACCUCGAACAACCUCCUGAUAAUUUGGAAACUCUCUUCCUGCCCCAAACGCAUCCUUUGCCCCUUACAGUGACCGGAAAUGUGGGUGAAUCCGCGCCGGAAAAACGACCCUCCUCAGCCAGGGCUCAGGGCAGCGUUAAGAAGUGCGAGAGCCCGGCCACGACACUUUGGGCCCACAAUGAAUUGCCCAGCUUUGGGGGCAACGUGCUCCUCGCCCCGGCGGCUCCUGCGGUGUAUGUUCCGGCCAAGCAGAGUGUUCAGGUGGUCCAGCCCCCGGAGGAAGGGGUGUCCGAACAGCAUCGGAGCGAGCUGGGGUCUGUUGUCCUCCCGCCUUUGCAACCCGGAAGCGUCUCUUCCGAAAACUUGGAGAACCCUCCCAAAAUGGGCGAGGAGGAGGCCCUCCGCUCCCAGAUGAGCUCUGGUUACGCCAGCCUCCUUUCCUCGCCACCGACAGAGGCCCUGCAGAACCCGCCGGUCUUGAUCGCACAGCCGAACCAAAGCUAUAGCUUAGCCCAGCCGGUGAACUUCUCUCUGAACCGGCACGAAAAUAACCACGUGGGGAAAGAUCCCUCGCUUAGCAGCAGGAACAGUGGUCACCUUUCCGGGGAAAGCAUCUUGUUCCCUGGAUCGUCUGCCAACCCGCCAAUUGCUCCUCUACCCCAUAACUUCUCACUACAUGCUUCCGAAACGACUUUGAAAACAUCAGCAAACUUACUGAUCCCGCCGGCUGCUCAAGGGCCUCUCAAUUUGGCUCCGGAAAACCACAAGACGACGACGACGAUAACGACUCCUUCUUUGGAAGGAGGCUUAGCUCCUCAGUGUACUAAUGCUAGCUCCUUGGGCACAGCUGGAGGAUCCAAUAAUUGCGGUCGGCCUGCAAAUGGGGCAAGCAGCCAGGAGUUGUCUCACGCUCUUGAUUUCACGGUCACCAAAACUCUGGAGCAAAGUCCUUCCAAUGGCCGAGGGGCACCGGAGGCUCAGGACCAGCAGCGUUUUUAUCAGCAGGUCACGAGAGACACGCAAGGUGUUGCCGCUCCUCCAGUUUCACAGCCACAAGCCCAGGUGGCUUUGGCAUCUCAGGCGGCGACUCCUCCACAGCCUGUGCUGCCCUCGAAUCCUCAGCCGACUCCUGGCACAAGCUCUGGCCCAAACCCUCCCCAAACGCCGGCGAGCUACAGCCAAGCCAUGGCGAAUAACAAGCCUUCAAACACCACUCCUCCAGUGUCAUCAGCUGUUGAUGCCAGCCAAACAACACACCCCCCGUCUCAACAAGAACCACAACAGACACCCCACAAUGCCUUUGGCGUGCCACCAAACCCUUACUACUACUACGGACACCCUUAUGACGCUUACCCGCCCUCCUACCAUCCGCCGUAUCCUCCCAUGGAUCCCCGGAUGGCUCAUCUUUACUACCAGGAGGAUGCAUAUGGCCGAUGCGACCCGUCGUCCUACCAAUACGACAGCACUGCGGCUUAUGGGGAUGCGAGGGGCUACCGCUACACGGAACCCGAGCGGCCCAGCUCCAGAGCCAGCCAGACCUCCGACCGGCCUACAUCAAGGCAGGGCUAUCCCGAUGAUUAUUAUAACACCAAAGGCCGGUGGAGUGAUUACUACGCAGACUAUUAUGGCUACGAUUAUAGAGACCCAAGCCGCACGGACCGCUAUCCCUCAAGCUACGAUCCCCGAUACCGAGAUCCCAGGACAUACGACCACCGCUAUUGGUACGACCCAGAGCACAGCCCCUACCAAAAGAGAGAGCCCUAUCCAUACGGAAACAGUCACGAGCGGUAUGAGGAUCAUUGGCGGUACGACCCUCGCUUCGCCGGGAGCUUCGACGAGGAUUUAGAGCCUCGGAGAGACCCCUACGGAGAUGACUUUGACCGCCGCAGCAUCCACAGCGAACAUUCAGGCCACAGCCUGCACAGCUCGCACAGCAUCCACAGCCGCCAUAGCAGUUUCAGCUCUCGGUCCCAACAGAGCCAGCUUUACCGAAGCAACCACGACUUGACAGCCGGCGCUUACGAGGCGGACCAUCGGCCAGCCUCGCUGCAUACGGAGUAUUCUUGUGGGGGAUAUCCCCCGUACAUGAACCCUCCCUCUCUGGCGGAUUAUAACCACUCGGCCCAAGCGGCUUGGCCAACGGUCGAACAAGUCCCUUCGAGGCCUCUGACGCCAGAGAAGUUCUCAGUGCCCCAUGUCUGCGCCCGGUUCGGCCCCGGAGGCUACCUCAUAAAGGCGCUGCCAAACCUGCCCUCCGAAGGACAACCCGCUUUGGUCGAGAUCCACAGCAUGGAGAUGAUGAUGCAGCAUUUGCCAGAGCAAGAGGAGAUGAGAGCAUUUCCUGGGCCACUCACCAAAGACGACACCCACAAAGUGGAUGUCAUUAAUUUUGCCCAGAACAAAGCCACUCGCUGCUCUCAGGACGAGGUGCUGCUUGACAAGGAGUCGGCCUGCCUGCUCUGGGACUUCAUCGUCCUCCUCUGCCGGCAGAAUGGGACGGUGGUGGGCACCGACAUUGCCGAGCUCCUCCUCCGUGAUCACAAAACGGUGUGGCUCCCGGGGAAGUCGCCCAACGAAGCCAACCUGAUUGACUUCACCAACGAGGCCCUGGACCAUGCGGAGGAGGAAUCCGGGGAGGCCCAGCUCUCCUUCCUCACUGACAGCCUCAUCGCCACCAUCGACAGCCUGGAGAAGGAGACGGAGCGCUUCCGGGAGCUUCUGCUUUACGGUCGUAAGAAGGACGCUCUGGAGUCUGCCAUGAAGCACGGCCUCUGGGGCCACGCCUUGUUGCUGGCCAGCAAGAUGGACAGCCGGACCCACGCACGGGUGAUGACCAGGUUUGCCAACAGCCUUCCGAUAAAUGACCCGCUGCAGACGGUAUACCAGCUCAUGUCUGGCAGGAUGCCGGCCGCAUCAACGUGCUGCGGCGACGAGAAAUGGGGCGACUGGAGGCCCCACUUGGCCAUGGUCCUGUCCAACUUGACCAACAAUAUGGACGUCGAGACAAGAACCAUCAUCACUAUGGGAGACACGCUUGUUUCAAAGGGGCUCUUGGAGGCGGCUCACUUUUGCUACCUGAUGGCACAGGUUGGGUUUGGUGUCUAUACGAAGAAGACGACGAAGCUGGUGCUGAUCGGUUCAAAUCACAGCUUACCUUUCCGACGCUUUGCCACCAACGAAGCCAUCCAAAGGACCGAAGCCUAUGAAUACGCACAGUCGCUCGGGACCCAGCCGUGCUGCUUGCCCAACUUCCAGGUCUUCAAGUUUAUCUAUGCUUGCCGGCUGGCCGAAGUGGGGCUCGCUGCCCAGGCCUUUCAUUACUGCGAAGUGAUUUCCAAAGCCAUCCUGAAGAGCCCCAGCUAUUACUCCCCGGUUCUCAUCAGCCAGGUGAUCCAGAUGUCCUCGCGGCUGCGGCUCUUUGACCCUCAGAUGAAGGAGAAGCCCGAGCAGGAACUGUUCAUUGAGCCCGAUUGGCUGGGGCAGCUUCGCGGCUUAGACGGGCAGAUUAAGGAAGGCUGCCUAACGUACAGUGCCGGGAGAGCCACCCCUCAGCAGUACGCCUGCAGCACACCCAGCUCGGAAAUGGACCAUGUCUCUCAAAACGAAGGCAUAGGAGCCGCCCAGGAGAUGAAUCCUGGUCCUGAGAAUCCCCUCCUCGCCUCCUUGCUCCCAGGCUCAACACAACCCACACCGGGGGUCCAGCUGAUGCCCUCAGCUCCUCAAACCAUUCUGGAGAGCGCCGCUGCCACCACCAUGGGUCUGUCUUCCCAGCAAGAGGUGCCCAACGCCGUUCCCUUCUACUCGGUGGCCCCUUCCAACGUGGGACCGGGGCCUGGCUUUGUGGGCUCCUACGCAAUGGACCCGAGCCCCGUUUCCUCAGGGAUGAUGGGGCCUCCAGCCAGCCUUCCUCCUCAACCCCAUGAGCUCCAGCCUCAAGAGCCACUCCGCCAGGAAACAGCGCUGCAGGCGGCCCCUCGGGAGUCUCCCAGUUGGAAGCCGCCCCCAGAACCCAGGGAAGACGACUUCUAUGGCAAGAUGGCAAGCAUGGGCCCGGGACGACGAUCCAGAACGACCUCCCAGUCUUCAGCCCACAUGGGCUUUGGGCCGCGAUCCCGGACCACCUCGGAGUCGUCGGUGCAUUCAGUGGGGCGCGAGAGGCGCUCCUCGGCCGCCCGGCAACCCUCUCCACCCGCGCCCUCCGCCCCGGAAGGGAAGGGACCCACCAAGGAGGCCAAGAAGGAGCCUGCGCCACGCAAGAGCGGGGCGACGUGGUUCGGCUGGCUGAUGGGCAAAGGCAAGAACGAGGCUCACCUCCCGGACGACAAGAACAAAUCGAUUGUCUGGGAUGAGAAGAAGCAGCGAUGGGUCAACCUGGAUGAACCAGAAGAAGAGAGCAAGCCGCCUCCUCCGCCUCCAACGGGGUUCCCACAAGUCACGCAGGCCGCUCCGAUGGGGCCGGUCGGCCCUCCCAAUGCCUCGGUCAAUAUGUUCUCCAGGAGAGCAGCCGGAAGCAAAGCCCGCUACGUUGACGUCCUGAACCCGAGCCGAACGAAAUCUCCGGGAGCGGCCCCGGCCCCCUCCGAUCUCUUUGCACCAUUGGCUCCGAUGCCCAUCCCUGCCAACCUGUUUGUCCCAAAUGCAGUUGCGGAGGAGCCUCAGCCUCUGGAAGGCCAAGUGGCCGAAGAACAGGGAACUCCGGAACCUGAACCGGGCCCGGAAACAACCGCAGAGCUUUCGGCCCCUUCUUCCGGAGGACCCCCAGCGGGUGCCGUCCAAUUUUACAACCCUUCCCAGUUUGCACAGCCUGCUGCGGUUUCCGGAGGCUCGCGACUCGGCCGAAUCGGACAGAGGAAAUACCCCACUUUGAAAUAGCACUUUGAUACACGGAUUUUUACAAAGACGUACUCCGGAUCCCAUGGUGCACUGGGCCUCUCACCUUUGGGAACGGAGUGGUUAUGUCAUGGUAACCCAUUCUGUAAAGAAGAAAACGACCGGAGAGUUUCUCGUUUUUUUUUCUCGGAAAACGGGAAAGGGGCGGUUCCCUUUCUUCUCUUUUCAGCGUUUUUUUUUCAAAAGACAAAAUAUUGGUUUCUUUCCCAAUAUUUUAGGGGGAUGUUUGUCACCUUUUCGCCUCCCAGUUUUGUGGCCUUACAGGGAUUUUUUUCCGGGGGCCCGACGCUUUUAACGCGCCCGAAAAACCAUGGGUCGCCGACCUCGGAAAUGUCCCCUUAUUGGCUGGGAUUCCUCCUCCUCCUCUUCCUCCUCUUCCUCGUCUCGCAUUGUUUUCCUCCUCAAAACGUAGCUCAUCCAAAUAAAUAGAAACAGAAAAUGACAUGGGAAUCGCCGGGAGGGAAAGUGAAACAAAACUGUGAUUUGUCAUCUUAGGACGUGGAUUUCUUCCCCCGUUUUUAGUUACGUUCGUGUUUAGACUCCUUGUAAAGCGAAGAAAUUGUAUAGUUUGGAAAACAGGAGCCCUUUGUAUAGUCGGCGGUGCUGUCCUCUCCUCGGAAGUGCAAUAUCUUCUCUGAAACUCUGUCCAAUUCUUGAUUUGUGAUCUCUUUCCGCUCUUCUUCUUCGUCCAAAUGGUCGAGGUCUGUCUUCUUUCCCCUUAAAUCCCACUGACGUUCGGAUUCGCCGGCGACCAGCAGAAAAUAAACUUAUGUUUUCACCCCAAAAA
Anolis sagrei ordinatus is the source of this 7846-nucleotide messenger RNA. It is a transcript of the gene SEC16A, whose product is annotated as SEC16 homolog A, endoplasmic reticulum export factor. Gene Ontology annotation, cellular component: endoplasmic reticulum exit site; ER to Golgi transport vesicle membrane. NCBI's taxonomy places the organism in Eukaryota, Metazoa, Chordata, Lepidosauria, Squamata, Anolidae. The record is from RefSeq and is a predicted model, not a curated record. Gene Ontology annotation, biological process: COPII vesicle coat assembly; Golgi organization; autophagy.